AUGGAGGGCUCGCCGGACAUGGAAGACUCGCUGCCGCGCGCUGGCAAGUUUCAGACUGGGAGAGAUCGAGCUAUUGGGCGUGAAGAGGGUUUCUAUUGGCAAGUUUCUAUUCUUUUGCCUUUUGUUUCAACCGAGAAAAAUGAAUUCACAUAUUCAAGAACACCAGAUGGUCAAUUGUGUUAUCCUCCUUGCGAUGAUUCGCAGAAACCUCGCAAUGGCAUGAUAUUUAGUACAUUGCAUGAAGCUGUUGAGUUUUACAAGGAUUAUGCCAAACUUUGUGGAUUUGACACCCGAAUGAGCACAAACAGGAAAAAUAAAGAUGAUAUAAUUACCAGGCAAUAUGUGGUUUGUAAGAGAGAAGGAGUAUGGAAAAAGGCAAAAGAACCUCGAGUGCGUUUCAGUGAUAAGGGCACAAAGAAACGCAAGACAACAUCUUGCAAGGUUGAUUGUAAAGCUAAAGUUAUAAUUAAGAUUGUGUUGGGAAACUGCUACAAGUUUGCUGAAUUUUGGGAGGGUCAUACACAUUCCAUGGUUCCACUACCAACCAGAGACCUUAUGCAAAGUAAUAGGAAUGUGGAUGAAUUUCAACAAAGAUUCAUAAUAUCUGGAAUAAAGGCGAAUAUUGGUCCCAUGCGUUCAUUCCGUAUGUUCAGAGAGAUAAUGGGCAGUUACGAUCGAGUUGGAUGCACAAGUAAUGAUUUCAAGAAUUUUGCUAGGGAUUUGAAAGUGCAUUCCAAAGGAUCCGAUGCACAUAUGUUAUUGGAAACAUUUACGAAUAAGCAGGAACUUGGAAACGGUUUUAAGUUCUUCCACGACGUAGAUGAAGAGAAUAAAUUGUGUCGGAUAAUUUGGGCUGAUCAGACAUCAAUAAAGAAUUUUAGCUUGUUUGGAGAGGCUUUGUCUUUUGAUGCCACUUAUAAUACUAACAGGUACAAGUUGAUUUUUACUCCCUUCACUGGUAAGGACAACCAUGGAAAAUGCGUAUCAUUUGGUGCUGCAUUAAUAUCACAUGAGGACACAGAAUCAUAUUCCUGGGUUUUGGAGCGGUUUGUUCAAAUAAUGGGCCAUGCACCAAAGAUCAUAAUCACGGACCAAGAUCCAGCACUCAAAAAUGCCGUUGCAUCUUGUUGGAAAGAAACUCGCCACAGGUUUUGCAUGUGGUACAUAAAUAUUAAAGUUGCUGAGAAAGUGCCACCAAGAUUGAGAGAAGAUACAAAUUUCAAGUCUACUUAUGCUAGUAUUGUUUGGACAGAUCAUGAUGAUGUCUCGCUUUUUGAGGAGAAAUGGAAAAAUAUGAUUGAGGAGUUUGAUCUCUCGUCGAUUAAAUGGUUCAAUGACAUUUUCGAUGACAGAUCUUUCUGGAUCCCGGCAUAUUUUAGAGAAAUACCUAUGAGCGGCUUAUUCCGUACAACUUCUGCAUCUGAAAGCGAGAACAGUUACUUUAAAAGGUUUAUCAACAAAACAUCUGAUCUGGUAUUACUUUAUACCAAUUACUGCAGUGGUCUAGAUGUACAGAGGUAUAACUACAAACUAGCAACUCAUGAUGAUGAGACACGUUCACCCGGUAUGGUGACAAACUUACCCAUCGAAACGAAUGCAUCUGUUGUCUACACUAAUGCUGUUUUCAAACAAGUACAGGAUGAAAUAGACCAUGCAAGCAAGGCUUGUGGAAUACACAAGAUAUACUCUGAAGGCAACAACACAAUCUAUGAAGUUGACGACAAUGUAGAUGGUGUCUUCUUGGUUCGCAAUAUGAAAGAUGAGGAUGAAGUGUCUUGCACCUGCCUUAUGUUCACCAGGAGAGGAUUGCCGUGUAAGCACAUGUUUUGUGUGUUUAGAAAUAUGAAUAUUGACAGUAUUCCACAAAAGUACAUUGCUGUGCGAUGGUGCAAGUUCAGCAUUUUAUGCCCAAAUGAAUCAUAUGAGGUACAGCCACCUAACUCAGGUCAGAAUAUAUCAAAUUGGGAUUUUCGUAUCUUUAAGGCUGUUAGCGAGUCAAUAUCUCAUGUGAGUGGCAAUGAAGAGCUAUAUGAGCAACUGUACAAUGAUAUCAUUGAAGUUCGAGAUAAGUUUUCCAAAAUUGGAGCAACUAUCACACCUGCUUGCUCAAAGACCAGGUUGUUCAAUGAAUUCUAUGGAGCUGCUCCUACUGAGUCACCAAGUGUACUUCCUCCUGACAUAGCCAAAACAAAAGGAAGUGGUGCAGGUGGUCGGAGAAAAUCGGAAAAAGAGAAGGCGAUGAUUCUCGCAAAUAAACCUAAGCGUCUUUGCAGGAAAUGCAAAACCAUUGGUCAUCAUGAUUCUAGGAACUGUCCAACAAAGGAUAUAAAUUCUUGA
Molecule: messenger RNA, 2337 nt
Organism: Salvia miltiorrhiza (redroot sage)
Lineage: Eukaryota; Viridiplantae; Streptophyta; Magnoliopsida; Lamiales; Lamiaceae
Product: protein FAR1-RELATED SEQUENCE 5-like
Exons: 3
Coding region: 1-2337 (778 amino acids)
Biological process (GO): regulation of DNA-templated transcription
Molecular function (GO): zinc ion binding
Source: RefSeq, a predicted model, not a curated record